AUGUUGACUUUGUGCCUUUUUACAUUGUUUGUCAUUGCUAUAUGUAGUUACAUUUACUUCUCAAUUCGUAAGCGGUAUAACUAUUGGAAGGAUCGGGGCAUAGUGCACGAAGAACCUCGGUUUAUUGUUGGAAAUUUUAGCUUUUUCAUGAGAAAGAGCUUUUGGGAGUACUUUUACGAUUUGAAAAAGAAAUUUCCUCAAGACUGCGUCGGAAUAUAUUUGGGGCUUCAGCCAGGCUUGGUGGUACAGUCCCCGGAGCUUGCGAAGAAGGUUCUUGUUGAUGCCGAUUGCUUUCAACAUAGAUUUACUUAUUCUGGGACUGUUGGUGAUCCCAUUGGAUCGCUUAAUUUAUUUGUCAGUAAGGGUCGUUUAAGAAAAGAUCUACAGCAGGCGUACUCUCCACUCUUCACAACGGCUCGUCUAAAAACGGUCACAACAUUAAUGAACAUCAAUGCUCAGGACUUGAAAGAAAAAAUUCAAAAAGACUUCGUCGAACAAGGGAAACGGGUUAAUAUAAAGAAACUUAUGACCAUGUACGUCACAGACACUCUAGCGUUUAGCGUCUUCGGCCUUCGCCUAAGUACAUUGAAGGGAGAGAAAUCACCAUUAUGGGACAUCACUAGUCACAUUACUAAAUGCAAUUUUUCUAGAGGGAUGGAGAUUUUGACGAUUUUCUUUAUACCGAGUCUAGCAGAAGCGUUGAGGAUGAAGUUUUUUUCGGGACCUGCCACAGAAAUAUUUAAAAAGAUGUUUUGGUCUGUUGUGAAACUACGCCAAGCAAACGGAGAGAAAAACAACACUGACCUUCUCGAUUACUUUCUUAAAUUGCGGGAUAAAUUUGCAGCUAUUGGCUAUGAUGAUUUAAGUGAAAACUUGAUGUUGUCCCAAGCAGCUGCAUUUAUAAUGGCAUCUAUUGAAACCACCACUGUCACACUUACAUACACAAUUUUCGAGCUGGCAUAUCAUCAGGAAGAACAGGAAAAGCUAUAUAAUGAAAUAAAUGAUGUUCUACGUAGAUCUGGAAAGAACGUUCUCGACUACACUGAAUUAUCCGAACUGAAGUACCUGAUUGCAGUUAUCAACGAGACGUUAAGAAAAUGUGUACCAUUACAGCACUUGGAUAGAGUUCCCGUUAAUGAUUACCAGUUAACAGAUGACAUAGUCCUGGAAAAGGGAAUUCCAAUCAUGGUAAAUGUGGCUGCUCUUCAUCAUGAUGAGCGAUUCUUUCCGGAACCGAAUGAAUGGCGUCCAGAAAGGUUUUUAACGUCAUCAGAAUUCGACGCAUUAAAUUAUACGUUCCUACCUUUCGGCGAAGGGCAUCGCUCUUGUAUAGGUAAACGUUAUGGAAUGCUACAAUUGAAAACGGCAUUGGUUAAAAUUGUGCACAAUUUUAGAAUUGAGCCAAUAAUGCCGUAUGAACUAAAAAGUGACCCAUACAGCAUUGUACUGGCACCCAUUGACGGUGCAAGCGUUAAGUUUGUUCCUCGUUGA
Messenger RNA from Pieris macdunnoughi, 1491 nucleotides. Lineage: Eukaryota; Metazoa; Arthropoda; Insecta; Lepidoptera; Pieridae. The record is from the annotation of a GenBank genome assembly.